Messenger RNA from Brassica napus (rape), 715 nucleotides. Its product is annotated as dual specificity phosphatase Cdc25-like. The transcript has 3 exons. Lineage: Eukaryota; Viridiplantae; Streptophyta; Magnoliopsida; Brassicales; Brassicaceae. Bases 71 to 508 code for a protein of 145 amino acids. Gene Ontology annotation, cellular component: nucleus; cytoplasm. Gene Ontology annotation, molecular function: protein tyrosine phosphatase activity. The record is from RefSeq and is a predicted model, not a curated record.
UGUCAAAAUUAAUCGAAGCACAAUUAAUCAUGUUCGUAGAAAGAGGAAGGUGUUCUACUAAAAGACGGUGAUGAAAAGCAUAUGUUCAUUCUUCGGCAGAAAGAAGAAGAAGAUGGCGGCGAGAAGCAUCUCUUACAUCACCUCAACUCAGCUCCUUCCUCUUCAUCGUCGUCCCAACAUAGCCAUCAUCGAUGUCAGGGAUGAAGAGAGGAACUAUGAUGGGCAUAUAGCUGGCUCGCUACACUAUGCUAGUGGCUCUUUUGAAGACAGGAUCUCUCAUCUUGUUCAAAAUGUCAAGGAUAAAGACACACUUGUCUUCCAUUGUGCUUUGAGCCAGGUUCGUGGCCCAACAUGUGCUAGAAGACUGGUGAAUUACCUCGACGAGAAGAAACAAGAAACUGGAAUAAAAAACAUAAUGAUCUUGGAACGUGGCUUCAAUGGCUGGGAAGCUGCUGGUAAACCGGUUUGCCGCUGCGCCGACGUUCCUUGCAAAGGCGACUGCACCUAAGCCUUACUGAACCAUUGGAAACCUAAUUGAUCUCCACAUUUGUCAAUGUGUAUCAGAGAUAUGAUGAUUACUACUAUUCAUAAAAUAAUCUCUUGGCCAUUAUGCCUGGUUGUUGUUACCUCUCUCUAUUGACAAUCACAAUAUUAAAGAGCCCUUUCGAUAUGUAUCGGACGUCGUCAAAGCCACGUUUAUUGUCUUUAUAUAACU